Durio zibethinus is the source of this 4652-nucleotide messenger RNA. RefSeq names its product histidine kinase 3-like. The record is from RefSeq and is a predicted model, not a curated record. Gene Ontology annotation, biological process: phosphorylation; phosphorelay signal transduction system. Gene Ontology annotation, cellular component: nucleus. Gene Ontology annotation, molecular function: phosphorelay sensor kinase activity. Lineage: Eukaryota; Viridiplantae; Streptophyta; Magnoliopsida; Malvales; Malvaceae.
AGAGUUAGAAAAAAACCCAAAAAAAAAAAAAGACUGAUUUUUCUCAUUUCGGCUGAGUGGAACUGUACCUUUAGCCCUUUUCUACCCUGUUUGUUGUAUUUUCUAUUAAAAAAAACUAUAGAAAUAUAAAAUUAAAUGCAUUUCAAGCAUUGAGUUUAAAAUUUUAGUAUUUUUUCUAAAGGGGGUUGAAUGGUAUGGAAUAGAGAUAAUGGCCUGUGCUAGCAGACAUUUCUACAACCAUAUUCCUCUCAUCUUUCUUUCACAGAUUCUUUCAAUCUUAAAUGUCCAUGAAUCCACUUGUUCUUCAACUACAACAGCAACUUGCAAGGGUAGUGUAAACUUUAAUAAUAGUAAUAGUAUUAAUCUUAUUUUAGCUGUACAAUCUGUUGAUAGAUCUCUAUAGGUUGCUACAGGUGAACUCUGGGGUCAAACCUUAAUACCCACAUGUUUGAUAGUUGUCUUCCUGCUUGAUUUGAGGAAUUUAAGGACUUCUCUCGUAUGAACUAGAUUUCCUGUCAGAUUCUGUUGCCUGUGGGAAGGGGGAAGCUGUCCGAGUUUGUGUUUGAUUUGAUAUCCAAAUUUGGAAUCUUUGUUUUCUGGAAACUUUGGUCUAUUUCUUAUUCUGGACUCUGGUUGGUAGUUAACAAGAUAAAAACAAAUUCUAUUUAGAAUUUGAAACUCAGAAUCUUGAGGGAUUCUUUGAUUCCUUUCUGUGGUUAUUGAGAAAAUUUUCCUUAUCUUCCUUAAUUCUGAGUCUUCUAUUUUGCUUUUCUCAGUUAGUAGGCUAUAGUGCUGGAUAAGGUAGCGUUUUUUUUCUUUCCCUCACGGGUGCAACUCCUUCCAAACAAUCUGUCUUGUAGUCAAGUUGGAGUUUGCGGGGUUUUCCUUCUUAUCCCAAGGUUCUUGAUUUCCUGGUGAUGUUGGAUUUUACUAGACAGUUUCUAUAGAUUUGACAGUGGGUCUCUCUCUUCUAGCUGGAAUUAACAAGGAAGUAAGACCCACUUCAGCCUAGGGGUACUGUUUCCUUAGUUAGCUGGUUAGUCACUGUUUCUUGGAUGAGUCUGCUCCAUGUAUUUGGGUUUGGUUUAAAGGUGGGGCAUCUGCUUUGGAUGUUAUGUUGCUGGAUAGCAUCUAUGAUUUCCAUGAGCUGGUUCAUUAAUGGUGAAUUUAAGGACGCCAAGGCUGCUCUCCUUGGUGAUAGUGGUAGCAAGAUGUGGUUCAAAUGCUGGGAUAAAAUCUCAAGCUAUAGCAUCAAGAUCCACCAUCACUACUGCCAGUAUAUUGGUUCCAAGAGAGUUAGCAAGACUUGGGGGAGAAAGCUCUUGUUUUCUUGGGUAAUUGGUUGGACCGUAGCUUCUAUUUGGAUCUUCUGUUAUAUGUGCUCUCAGGCUACCGAAAAGAGGAAGGAGACACUUGCUAGCAUGUGUGACGAGAGAGCUAGAAUGUUGCAGGAUCAGUUUAAUGUAAGCAUGAACCAUAUUCAGGCUAUGUCCAUUUUGAUCUCAACUUUCCACCAUGGCAAAAACCCCUCUUCUAUUGAUCAGGGGACUUUUGCGAGGUACACGGAACGAACUGCUUUUGAGAGGCCUCUCACAAGUGGUGUGGCAUAUGCUGUAAGGGUGCUCCACUCUGAAAGGGAACAAUUUGAGAAGCAACAGGGCUGGACUAUUAAGAGGAUGGAUACUCUUGAACAAAAUCCGGUUCAUAAGGAUGACUAUAAUCCUGACCUCUUGGAACCGUCGCCAAUUCAGGAAGAAUAUGCUCCUGUUAUCUUUGCUCAGGAUACCAUAUCACAUGUGGUUUCUAUUGAUAUGUUGUCAGGAAAGGAAGAUCGCGAGAAUGUAUUACGUGCAAGAAAAUCAGGAAAAGGAGUGUUAACAGCUCCUUUUAGACUACUCAAAACAAAUCGUCUUGGAGUUAUUUUGACAUUUGCUGUCUACAAAGGGGAUCUUCCCUCAAAUGCAACUCCGAAUGAGAGGAUUCAAGCCACUGAUGGGUUCAAGCUAAAGCCACCAUGGCCUUGGUUAGCAAUAACCACUUCAAUUGGUAUCCUUGUGAUUGCAUUACUUGUUGGGCAUAUAUUCCAUGCAACUGUUAAUCGAAUUGCCAAGGUGGAAGAUGAUUGCCAUAAGAUGAUGGAGCUCAAAAAACAGGCUGAGGCAGCUGAUGUAGCCAAAUCUCAGUUCCUUGCUACUGUUUCCCAUGAGAUCAGAACCCCAAUGAAUGGUGUUCUGGGAAUGUUGCAUAUGCUUAUGGACACAGAUUUAGAUGUUACACAACUAGAUUAUGUCAGAACUGCACAAGCUAGUGGAAAGGCUCUGGUUGCGCUUAUAAAUGAGGUUUUGGAUCAGGCUAAGAUCGAAUCUGGUAGGCUAGAGCUUGAGGAAGUGCAGUUUGAUCUACGAGCAAUCUUGGAUGAUGUGUUGUCACUCUUUUCUGGGAAGUCUCAGGACAAAGGAGUAGAGUUGGCAGUUUACAUCUCUGAUCAAGUGCCUGAGAUGCUAAUUGGUGAUCCUGGGAGAUUCAGACAAAUCAUCACCAAUCUCAUGGGAAACUCAAUUAAAUUCACAGAGAAAGGACACAUCCUUGUUACAGUUCAUCUUGUGGAGGAGGUGAUUGAUUCAAUUGAAGUUGAGACGGAAUCUUCACCAAAGAAUACCUUGAGUGGUUUUCCUGUUGCAGAUAGACGCCAGAGCUGGAAAGCAUUUAGAACUUUCAGUCAAGAAGGAUCUGUGCAUUCUUCCUCUGCCAGCAUUAAUCUUAUCGUAUCAGUUGAAGAUACAGGAGAAGGAAUCCCUCUGCAAGCACAGUCUCGUGUUUUCACCCCUUUUAUGCAAGUGGGCCCUUCUAUUUCCCGAACGCAUGGAGGCACAGGCAUCGGAUUAAGCAUAAGCAAGUAUUUGGUAGGUCUAAUGAAAGGAGAAAUUGGUUUUGUUAGCAUUCCUGGGGUUGGUUCCACCUUUACUUUUACUGCUGUUUUCACCAGUGGCUGCUCUAAUUCAAAGGAGUACAAGAGCCAGCAAAUCAACAACCAGUCUAACUCUGUUUCCUCAGAGUUUCAUGGGAUGAGAGCAUUAGUUAUGGAUACCAGACCUGUCCGUGCCAAGGUUUCAAGAUAUCAUAUCCAACGGCUAGGAAUUCAUGUUGAAGUAGUUUCUGAUUGGAAACAAGGUUUAUCUAGCAUAAGCAAGGGGAAUAAUGCUAUCCAUAUGGUUCUCAUUGAACAGGAAGUUUGGGAUAGGGAUCUAAACAGUUCAGCUCUCUUUAUAAAUAACUCAGAGAAAACAGGUCAUGGUACUCCUCCAAAGGUAUUCCUUUUGUCUAAUUCCAUCAGCUCUUCCAGAGCAAAUACUACCUCUUCUGGUGAUUGUAACUUGACCAUCAUCCCAAAGCCCUUGAGGGCUAGCAUGUUAGCGGCAUCUCUACAGCGGGCCAUGGGUGUUGGGAACAAAGGGAAUCCCUAUAAUGGGGAGUUACCUUGCUCGUCUCUUCGGAAUCUUCUUCUUGGGAGAAAAAUUCUAAUUGUAGAUGACAAUAAUGUGAACCUAAAAGUAGCUGCUUUUGCAUUGAAAAAAUAUGGAGCUGAUGUGGUAAGUGCCACAAGAGGAAUAGAGGCUAUUGAACUGCUUACACCACCUCACCAGUUUGAUGCCUGUUUCAUGGAUAUCCAAAUGCCAGAAAUGGAUGGGUUUGAAGCUACAAGGAGAAUUCGGGUUAUGGAACAGAAUAUCAAUAAUCGUAUUCAAUUUGGAGAAUUAUCAUUGGAAACUUAUAACAAUGAUUCAAAAUGGCAUGUACCCAUUUUGGCUAUGACUGCAGAUGUCAUCCAGGCUACACAUGAGGAAUGCCUACGGUAUGGAAUGGAUGGAUAUGUGUCAAAACCAUUUGAAGCUGAGCAAUUAUACCGUGAAGCUUCACGAUUUUUCCACCAGGCAUCAGAUCAGAAUCUGUUGGAUGACUUCUGUUCAUGACAUCCCAAUGGCUUCAAUAUGAGUGCCUACUCUGGCAUGCAGUGGGAUACUCUUAACAAAUUCUGAUUCUUCCCAAGAGGAAACAUGUUUUGUGGCAGAGUGUAUAUAGAGUGAAUGUUUGCAUAUGGGAUUGAGUUUUCUUGUAUAUUUCGAUGCAGAUAGCGAAGCCUGUUGAUUUUUUUUGCUUGUAAAGUUUUUGUCAGCCUUUCAGCAGGAUAGGUGAAUUGAGAUUUCUGUGCAGUUAAAAACUCUUUGAUUAAAAACAAAACCACUUGGAAAUGGAUGGAAGAAAUCCUAUUCCUCCGAGUGUUUGAUAUAUAGAAAUUCCAUCCUCCUUGUGUUAGUAAUAAAGACUUGGGCAAUUCAAAGAUAUGUUGCUGUUUCUCUGGACAUGAUUCAUUGUCUCAUAAUGACCAAUUCAGUUGAAGGAAUUGAAGAUUUGCUUGUCUCAGCAACAGAGGGGAGAUUGCACCUUGUAAAUUAAGAAAAAUUAUUGAUGUGUUCUUGUAUCAGCUUUUGUUUUUUUUUUUUACUUUUGUUCUAACCAUUCCGUUGAAACAGGAAUCCAUGUAACUAGUAGAUUGACAACAAUGUAUCAGUUUGUUUGAGCAAUCUUACGACUUUUUUUUUUUUCCUAAUAUUUACAAAUUUUCAAAGCCAUUUUAGAUUUAUUUUCCUCAC